Molecule: messenger RNA, 1111 nt
Organism: Helianthus annuus (common sunflower)
Lineage: Eukaryota; Viridiplantae; Streptophyta; Magnoliopsida; Asterales; Asteraceae
Product: metalloendoproteinase 1
Exons: 1
Coding region: 1-936 (311 amino acids)
Biological process (GO): proteolysis; collagen catabolic process; extracellular matrix organization
Cellular component (GO): extracellular matrix
Molecular function (GO): zinc ion binding; metalloendopeptidase activity
Source: RefSeq, a predicted model, not a curated record
AUGUUUGAACAUAGUCUUUCUAAUGGCAUCUCUUUUUCAUGUAUUGCCUUUCUAUUUCUGUUUGUGCUACCUGUAUUUUCUCAUUUUCAAUACCAACCAAAUGGGUUACUAGAUAAUAGCACUAAUCAUUCACCUUUUGGGUUUCUGAAACACAUGCAAGGGUGUCACAAGGGCGAGAAACUCAAAGGCAUUCGUGACCUUAAACUCUAUCUUAGUCAUUUUGGAUACCUUAACUACCAAAGCAACCGUAAGGUCGCAAAUCCUAAAGAAGACUAUUUUGACAAGGAGCUUGAGGAAGCAAUCAAGUCGUACCAAGCCUAUUACCAUCUCAAUGCCACUGGAACGCUUGAUGCGCCAACAGUGUCCAUGAUGGUCAUGCCUCGUUGUGGAUACCCUGAUAAGGAAACUCAUCAACAUAGUCACAAAACUUUACAUACCGUCUCUCAUUAUCAAUUCCUUCAGGGUCCACCAAAAUGGCCCCAGGGAAAAAGACAUCUAACCUAUGCUUUUGGAUCGCGUUUCCCUACCCGAUUCAUGCCUCCUGUUGCACGGGCUUUUAGCAAAUGGGCUACUGCUUCUCGAUAUUUUAGAUUUUCACAAGCUAGAACUAAUCAAAGUGCUGACAUAAAGAUUAGUUUUGAACGUGAAUCUCAUGGAGAUGGAUACCCCUUUGACGGGCCUGGUGGCGUAUUGGCCCAUGCUUUCGCCCCUACAGAUGGAAGGUUUCACUAUGAUGCGGAUGAAAGUUGGGUGAUUGGAGCAGUCCCAAACACUUUUGAUGUGGAGAGUGUGGCUUUACAUGAAAUAGGACAUCUACUUGGGCUUGAUCAUAGCCAAUUUCCAAAUGCAAUAAUGUGGAGUACCUUUUACUCAGGAGAAACAAAAGGAUUGACUUCGGACGAUAUUCUAGGGGUUAGGGCUCUAUAUAGGAAUUAGCUUGCUCUGAUCAAAGAUAAAUUUAUGCUUUCAGUGUGCUUGUGAUUAGAAGGGAAUAAAGAAUAAUGAUUGAUUUUAAGAAGUAUAAGUUUUCCUUCAUUGUUACAUCAUAAAAGGAAAAAAAUGUGUGAUGCAUGGUUGUUAAUUUUGUUGAAGAUCCUGGUUUUAUUUGUAA